Molecule: messenger RNA, 1731 nt
Organism: Truncatella angustata
Lineage: Eukaryota; Fungi; Ascomycota; Sordariomycetes; Amphisphaeriales; Sporocadaceae
Product: G protein-coupled glucose receptor regulating Gpa2-domain-containing protein
Exons: 1
Coding region: 70-1500 (476 amino acids)
Biological process (GO): adenylate cyclase-activating G protein-coupled receptor signaling pathway
Cellular component (GO): plasma membrane
Molecular function (GO): G protein-coupled receptor activity
Source: RefSeq, a predicted model, not a curated record
AAUGUGUAUUGCCAGAUUCAAGGCUUUUUUCUUACCACUGCCGUUGAGGCGUCGGAUUUUGCAGUUCUCAUGAUCGCCGUGCAUUCUGCACUUUACAUUCUCAGGAGCCAACGAGCAGGAGGAGAAACUGGCCUACAACCCUAUCGAUGGUAUGCCUACGCCCUUUGGCUUGUGGUUCCUCUCAUCCUCGCGGCAAUUGUGCCGAUCACGGGCGCUCGUUUUGAGGACAACGGCCCCUUCUGUUAUUUGCCACAACAGAACAACUGGUACCGUGUCUACCUGAGCUGGGUCCCUCGUUAUAUCAUCUUCGGGGUCAUCUUUUUAGUCUACACAUUUCUUUACAUAUAUAUCGCAUGGAGGUUCCGAAGAUUGCGACGGGAUCAGAGGCGCGCCAGCUUUGAGAGCAGUACAGCACCGAAACUUAGUUGGCGGAAGCGCCCGGUACCGAGUCGUGCUACGCCUCCCAUACCACCACUUGCUUACCACGGAUUAUUGGAUACGUCCUCGUUUCAAACUCCAGAGGUAGAACAGCGGAGCAGACAGCAUUCCGUCACUUCUGAGGUCAGCACUCUCAAGUUGCCCGACUACAUGCCCACGCCCGUCGCUCCCCAGCAGGUGAAGCCUCGCAGUGAUAGGGCAUUCGCUUGGAAUUGGGAGGACGCAGAAUAUGAAAGCAGUUCGGGAUCGCCCGAGCUUCAAUACGAAACGGGCUCAACUAUGCUCUCGCCAACAAUCGAAGACGUCUCGGCCGGAUUGCCCCGAAUCAAUACUCCGGCUCCGGUCCUACAACAUCCAUCUCAAUCGGACGUUGCUCCAGUGAAUAUGCCGCAUUCAAAUGGCUUAUCUUCAAGGCAGUCGACGUCGAGGCACUCUUGGCAGAGGCCUUUAUCAUCUGGCCGCAUAACGGUGGAACAUUCAGAGCCAGCAAUUUUCGAUAAGCUAUAUAAAAGGCCUACAGAGCCUACGGACGACGCACCGAGCAGCUCAUCUCCUUCACUCUAUCUGCCAAUGUCUAUUACCGAAGAUACGCUUCGCAAAUCCCGCCAGAAAAUGAACCGACAACUGAGGUUACUGUUUGUAUAUCCGGCCAUUUACAUACUUGCGUGGAUCGCCCCAUUCAUCUCACAAAUAUACAGAUAUGAGGCGGUCCCAUGGAAUUCAGUCGCACCGCAGCCGUUUGGAUUAUUCAUGGUCAGUGUUGCGAGCUUGUGUAUCGGAGCCGCUGUCGAUUGUUGCUUCUAUAGCGCAUGGGAGAAGCCGUGGCGACAUUCGAAAUGCGGUUUUUGGCAAGGGUUGGCGAUGAGGCUCAAGAUUAGGCGCCGACCGCACAGAGGAGUGGGCGGUAGAUCAAGGGAGGAGGAACGACGAGAAGCUACUGCCGCUAUCGACCGACGGAAUGUGGAACAGGCCGAACGGCAAGCUGCAGCUGCUCUCCAAAGCACCAGCACAACGAAGGCUCCAAGGCAAUGGUGGGAUAUUGAUGACGAGUACGAACUUUAGAAGGAUACCAAGAAAGACAGGUCAUGGCAGGCGUCUAUACCUGAUCACUGCAUUUACAUUUUUGGGGCGCAUUAGGAAGCUCCAGAGCAAUGGGAUACGCAUCGGGCGGCGUUCAGGGCAUCGGGUGUGGUUAGUAUCUACCACCAUAUUGGGCAUGGGACUUUGAGCGCCUGCUAGUACAUAGAAUUGAAUGUAAUGUAUAUAUAUACAUAUAUUGUCUCCAGAUAGGAG